CUCGACAUAGGAUAAAAUACGCACGCUGGUAUUCGCGCAUUAUCAUCUUCAGAACAUGAAAUCCUCAAUCUUUGCGUCUAUAGUGAGAGACCAGAAGAGGAGGAGGUCGUUUAUAUGCCUGCUUUUUCCUACAGCUUCUCUCUUCUUUCUGCUGCUCUUCACAGGGAGUUCAUUCAUUCAAAUUCGUAAGGAGAAACUUAUCAGAUGGAGAAGGGAGGACGUAGAUUCAUGUGAGAAUAAAUGCAGACCUCCUGGAAGUGAGUCAUUGCCAGAAGGCAUUGUUGCCAAGGAUUCUAACCUGGAAAGGCGCCCGCUCUGGGGUUCUCCAAAGAAAUUAGAGCGUGGCGCAAACCUAUUUGCAGUUGCAGCUGGGAUAAAGCAGAAAGAAAAAGUGGACAAGAUGGUGGAGAAGUUCCUUUCAUAUAAUUUCACAGUAAUGCUUUUCCAUUAUGAUGGCAUUGUUGAUGAAUGGAAGGAUUUUGAAUGGAGCAAUAUUGUGAUACACAUUUCAGCUCUCAACCAAACCAAAUGGUGGUUUUCAAAGAGGUUCUUACAUCCAGAUAUAGUUGCAGCAUACGAAUAUGUUUUUAUAUGGGAUGAAGACCUUGGAGUUGAAAACUUCGACCCCGAAAAUUAUAUCUCCAUUGUGAAAAAUGAAGGGCUUGAGAUUUCACAGCCGGCACUGGAUCCUAGCAAAUCAGAGGUGCAUCAUCAGAUUACAGCGCGAGGAAGGAGAUCAAAGGUGCACAGGAGGACUUAUAAGCUUGGGGACAAGGGCAUUGUGUGCAACAGAAGUAGUAUGGCUCCCCCUUGCACUGGGUUUAUUGAAGUGAUGGCUCCUGUAUUUUCAAAGGCGGCGUGGCGCUGUGUAUGGUAUUUGAUCCAGAAUGAUUUGAUCCAUGCUUGGGGAUUGGACAUGCAACUUGGUCACUGUGCACAGGGAGAUCGAACUGUCAAGAUUGGUGUUGUUGAUGCGGAGUACAUCGUGCAUUAUGGAUUUCCAACUCUAGGAGAACCGUCAGGAAAAAAGGUCAAAGAAUCAUCAGGAGACGAGGCUACGACAACAACCACCACAUCCAACUCAAUUGACUUCAGAGUUGAAGUGAGAAGACAGUCUUAUAAUGAAUACAAGGUGUUCAAGAGGCGAUGGAAAAAGGCUGCUGAGAUGGAUAAGUGCUGGAUAGAUAAGUAUCCGAAUGAUACAUCGAUUGUCAUGAAGUAAAGAACAAAAUAGGUAUUUCAAAGACAUCAUAUAUUUUAUAAAGUAAAGAGCAAAAUAGGCAUUUCAAAGGCAUCGCAUUGAGUAUUAGCAAGCUAUUUAUGUUUAAGAUUCUUAAUCCUUUUCCUAGGAGUAGGAUGAUUAGUAUAAAGGUAGGGGUUUUGGCAUGAAUUAUUGUGGAAAAUAGAAAAUGAGAAAGCAUUUGUUGUGAGUAGCUGUACAAGCCAUUCUAUAGGGUUUUUUGCAUUGUACUGGUCACGUGCAAAUUCUUGAAUAAUCUUCCAAAAAAAAAAUAAAAAAAUUUCACAAGAUAUAAAGAGAGAAGAUGACUAAAUAGCUUCCAUCAUCAUCAUCUUCCCGGCUUGUCCUCUAUGAGCACAUGGGUUGUUUGGACAUUGCCAUCCCAAAGAAAAUGAGAUUAGGUCAAAGAGAUUCCCCAACACUGGUCACCCAACAUUUGUAAUUUGAGAUCUGAUUUGUACCCCCCCCCUCCCAAAAUAAUUUGUCUAUUGCGAAUCAUAAACACAAUCUUGUUGAUACAACAUUGACUUGUAGAUUGUUAAAUGAAGCAUUUGUCUAUGUUCCAACAAGACAACAUGGAUUUAUGUAAUGAAAAUUGAGUUUUGUGUCUC
Molecule: messenger RNA, 1851 nt
Organism: Ipomoea triloba (trilobed morning glory)
Lineage: Eukaryota; Viridiplantae; Streptophyta; Magnoliopsida; Solanales; Convolvulaceae
Exons: 14
Coding region: 56-1222 (388 amino acids)
Source: RefSeq, a predicted model, not a curated record